AUGGUGUCGCAGCGCAACGCGCUUCUGGCAUGGACAGGCCACACUCUUUCUGUGUCUCCUCGUAUAAGCCGUGGUCUCUCGCUGGCUCAUUGGGGAAGCACUCAGCUCACCGGCCGUGGAUUGGCCGCCCUGUCAUCCCCAGGCCAGGUCUACCAAGUGACGCUCGCUGAGGGCGAGGAGUUCGUCGCACACCCGUCGCACGUGGUUGCCUACUCCAUCUCGCGCAACCCGCCUCUGCCGAUGCGCUUGAAGUCGAACAUUCUCCGUUUUCAAGUCCCGAGCAUCACCGGCCUCUUCUCUGACACAAACUUUGUGAAGGCGAUGCGCGACACGAGCACCUACAAGAACCUCUCGAGAUGGAUGUUCGCCCUGCGCACCUCACUGAGACGCACCAUCUGGGGUGACCGACUGUUCCUUCAGUUCCGAGGUCCGACUACCCUUCUCAUGUCUAGCCGGGGCGUCAGAGUCGCCGACUCUCUCACCAACGAGGAGGUCAACGAGAUUGCGGAUGCGCCAGCUGGUGUGGCUCCGCAGGCGGUCGAGCUGACCACGAAGCCCAAGCUCGAGGCGACGCCAGCAUAUACGGAGCAGCCCCCUUCAGCCAUUCACGUUGCGAACGUCACGCGCGAUGGAAAAGUUAGUUUUGAGGAUGCAAAGGACCUCAAGGAGUUCGUGAGGUAG
This is a messenger RNA of Colletotrichum spaethianum, 681 nucleotides long. RefSeq names its product altered inheritance of mitochondria protein 24, mitochondrial. The transcript has a single exon. Gene Ontology annotation, biological process: inner mitochondrial membrane organization. The record is from RefSeq and is a predicted model, not a curated record. The coding region runs from base 1 to 681 and encodes 226 amino acids. Gene Ontology annotation, cellular component: mitochondrial inner membrane. NCBI's taxonomy places the organism in Eukaryota, Fungi, Ascomycota, Sordariomycetes, Glomerellales, Glomerellaceae.